Helicoverpa zea (corn earworm) is the source of this 3675-nucleotide messenger RNA. Its product is annotated as synaptogenesis protein syg-2-like. The record is from RefSeq and is a predicted model, not a curated record. Lineage: Eukaryota; Metazoa; Arthropoda; Insecta; Lepidoptera; Noctuidae. The transcript has 17 exons. The coding region runs from base 1 to 2382 and encodes 793 amino acids.
AUGGUGUCGACGGUGGACGUGGACGCGGUGCUGGGUCGUACGGCGUCGCUCCCGUGUGACGUCACGCCCGAUGCUAAUGAAGACAGGGUGUAUAUGGUGCUCUGGUUCCGGAAGAGCGGUGGAAAACCUAUUUAUAGUUUCGACGUCCGUGGGCGAUCGUUCAACAAGGCACUACAAUGGUCGGACCCGGGAGCGUUCGGUCCCCGGGCGUACUUCGCAACUGUCGCCCGGCCCGCAGCACUCACGCUGAGCUCCGUACAACUCGACGACGAAGGCGUCUACAGAUGCAGAGUAGACUUCAAAAACUCACCCACAAGAAACUUCCAAAUCAGACUCACGGUAAUAGUGCCUCCGCAUCAGAUGCUGCUGUAUGACAAGUCUGGUGCUGAUGUGUCGGGCGUGGUGGGGCCCUUGGAGGAAGGUGCAGCGUUGGUUCUGGUGUGUGAAGUACGGGGAGGUCGUCCAGAACCAACGGUAUCAUGGUGGAUAGACGGCACACCAGCCUCUCAAUACAUAGGAGUGAAGACUGACACUCACGUCAUCGUCAAUCGGCUGGAACUCCAGCAUUUGAAGAGAGAAGACCUCAACACCACGUUCAAGUGCAGAGCCUCGAAUACCAACUUGGUGCCACCACAGGAGAAAGUUGUUAGGCUGGAGAUGAAUUUGGUACCACUGUCAGUGUCAUUACUGAACCGGCCUCAACAACUGCUGUCAGCGGCUGCAGCCACUCUUCGCUGCGUGUCGGAAGGCAGUAGACCACCAGCUCACAUCGUCUGGUACAAGGAUAAUCGAAGCUUCGAUAAGAAUAUGGUAACCGACCAUUCCAACGAAACCUGGUCAGUCAGUACACUGGUAUUCAGCCCCAGUCCUAUCGACAAUGGUGCCACGAUAAAGUGCGUGGCUGCCAAUCCCAGUCUUCCUACUAAAUCUAUUGAUGAUCAGCUGCAAUUGAAUGUUGUAUACAGUCCCCUUGUGUCUCUGACGCUUGGCAGCACUCUCAACCCUCACGACAUCAAGGAAGGGGAUGACGUGUACUUCGAGUGCAAUGUUCGCGCCAACCCAAGGGAGCAUCGCAUAUCCUGGUUCCACAACGAUAGGCCAGUGAGUCAAAACAUGACUUCGGGUAUCAUCGUGAGCACUCGGUCGCUCGUGCUGCAGAAGGUGAUGAGAAGAGAAGCCGGGAGCUACUCUUGUAAAGCCGCGAACGCGAGAGGCGAGACCUCCAGCAAAGUCGUCAAUUUGAGGGUGCAAUAUGCCCCAGUCUGUGGCGAGACAUCACCUCAAGUGGUAGGCGCGGCACUGGACGAAGCGCUACGGGUCCGAUGCUCGGUGCACGCCGACCCUGCUGACGUCACAUUCCUGUGGCAGUUCAACAACAGUGGAGAGAGCUUCAACGUCUCUCCUGCUAGAUAUGGUACAGUAAACGGCAGUAUAAGCGAGCUCCGAUAUACUCCAGCAAGUGAGAGAGACUAUGGUGCAUUGACAUGUCGCGGUACUAACACCGUCGGCCGGCAAGCACAGCCCUGUGUCUUCCAAAUUGUUCCUGCUGCCCGUCCAUCACCACCACGGAACUGCACGGUUUCUUCAGGCAAUUCUUCCAACUGGAUCGAGGACUCGAGCCGCGAGGACUUCGGAGAGCCUCUCGUGGUGCGCUGUGUCACCGGCUACGAUGGGGGACUGCCGCAACUGGUGGUGUUAGAAGCUUUAGACUCUAAUAAUGGGAAGAUUAGGUUCAAUGUUACUGCUAAUGAGACUGACGGUGUUGCCAUAUUCCUAGUACCGGCCGGGGUACUUUGGUCGACCGGCAGUGCGCUGAGAUUAACUGUGCACUCGAGGAACGAUAAAGGCGCUUCAGACCGCAUCAUGCUACAUGCUCUCGCGUAUCAAGACCCUGAACGGAGGACUGAUGGUGGGAGCAGUCUGAUGGCUGGCGUCUCCAAAGCCGCAUUCUGGUCAAUCAUCUUCACAGUCAUCAUCUGUGGUUGCGCCGCCAUAUUUACUGGAUACUUCCUACGAAGAAAAAGGAGUAAUCCGCCAACAAAGCAACAAUCGUCAGAGCUGCAACUAAACGCGGGGGACGGGCAGUACGUCGUCGCGUACACGCUGAAGCCGCCCAAGCAAGCGCAGCCGGACAUAUUGAAUCCGCCUCCAGACGGGGCCCCACUGAGCAAGUGCGUAACAGAGGCGGCCACGAAAAACGGCGCACUCCACGCCGACGAGUGGGGGAGCGACGCGAGCGCAGCGCUCGACGAUCACCGACCCGUACUAUCACCACCAAAAGCAGUAUUAAGUAAGCCCCCUGUUACAUUAGGUACUAUGACGUUAAGUAGGAGAGAACAUCUCAUAGCCGAAGAAAUUCCAGGACCAGAGAGUUGUGUAUAAAGUGUACAUAGAAUUAUGUGUGUGUAAAUACUUAGGACAAUGUUUUAGUUUCGAUGGAUUCCGACUGCAAGCUAAGACAUUAUCUGCUACAAAAUUGUAUUUUACUACUUAUGUUUUUUUUGCAGAUUAGAAUAUUAAAUAAACAACAUACAAAAGAGAUGGAAUAUUUCCAAAGGGUUAAAAACCUUCUCCAUGCGAAAUUACUGUAUAAAUCACUUCAUCAGAACAUGUGUAACUAUCUAUAUAGUUUGAUAUAAGUAAAGUUAUCGUCACUGCAAAGAUUUUUUUCCUAAAACUACAUACAAGUCCAUAAGUCACGUUGAAUGGAAAAUACAUUUUUGUUCUAGCUUUAAGUUGCAUUCAUUGGUACCCAUCCUAAGAGACUGCUGAUUCUUAGCUCGUUUGUACCGACUGCCUGCAGCUUACAAAUUGCGCUUGCAACUUAAGCACAACACAGCUAAAUGAGAAAUGUCUUAGCUUGUGGUGGAGUCCCGUCUUAGCCAACGGUUUGUUGAAAUUUUGUUCAUUGUUCGAACAAUUACGAAUAGUAGCUACAUUUAUUUAAAAACUUCUGAUAAAUGUACUAUAAAAAGUUACUGUUUUACGGAUUUUAUUUAACAGUUUCGUAUAUUUUAACAGGUUAGAGGUAAAGUAAAAAAACUACUUUUUGGCAAAAAUAUUUUGGCUACUAGUUCAACGGCGAAUAGACUUUCUACAAACCGUUGCUUUUUUAUCUCUACACUGUUGGACACAUUUAGUGGGACACCAAAACGUUGUUCAAGCAUUAAACCCAAUUCCUUGCCAAAAAAUACUUGUACAAAAAAACUGAAAAAUUGCUGGAAUCAUGUAGAAUUUAGAAGUUGCUUAAAGUACAUUAGCCGCGAUGGCUUAGUCCCGCAGACAUUAACACCAAGCUUCAGUAAGACUUGCCUGAGAUGACUGCGAGACCUGUAGAAUACUAAUCGCUGGCUGGAACGGUUGAUCUCGUAAACGCUGCUAUUAGAAAGAAAUAAACCUGAAACUUGGGUGAGCUGGUAAUUUAUUUACUUUUGCGUUAACUUCCAUCUGCGUGCUGAACAAUUUCAAAAUGGCGGUGUUUUAUAUUUUUUCUGUGUUGAUAGCUCGCUCGGUGUUACCCUGAUGUUGUCCCGCAGUGUAAAAACUAGUUGUAAAUGUUUGUAAAAUAAAAAAAUUGUAAAUAAAUUUAUAUGUAUUGACUGUGAAAUUGUGAUAAAUAAUUUGUAAAUAAUAUAAAUUGAAACAGUUAAAAUAUAAGGAAAUAAACUCUGUUAA